AUGACUCUCGAUGCAGAGGAAAUUUUUGCUUAUUUCAUCAUAAACGACCUACUGUGUGAACCUAAUUUAGCCACCUACAAGAAUAUGAUUGAAGGGCUUUGUAAGGUCGGCUCUCAAUAUGCAGCCAUUCGUUUGCUUAGGCUUCUAGAUUAUAGAGGAGUGGGCGGCGAUUGUAAAUUUGAUGUUGUCAUGUAUAACAUCGUCCUUGAUAGUCUCUGCAAAGACGUAGUAGUGGUAGGUGAUGUUUUCAAGCUCUUCAACGAUAUGGUUUUUCGCAAAGCCAUCCCACCUAACGUCCACACAUACAAAUCCUUGAUUUAUAACCUUUCUAAGUUCGGUCGUUGGGACGAUGUUUGUCUCAUGCUUAGAAGAAUGGUGAAGAAAAACAUCCAUCCGGAUGUCACAAAUUUCAAUAUCAUUGUUGAUGCACUCUGCAAACAAGGUAAGAUCAAUGAAGCACAAGCUGUUAUCGACAUCAUGGAUGAGACCGGUGGUAAGUAUACUCCUGACGUAGUCACCUACAAUUCACUAAUUGAGGCUUACGGUUGGAAAAGAGAAAUGCGCGAAGCAAGGAGAAUUUUUGACACGUUGGCCUCCAAAUGCAUCAAACCAAACAGUGAUACUUACAACAAAUUAAUGCUCGGGUAUAUUUGGGAUAGUGAUAUUCAAAAGUUUUUAAAACUCUACAAUUUGUCAUAUGAUGGUCGACUUCUUGACUCGGUGUGGUUUGCACUUCCGUACAAAUUCAAUUAUUUACAAAGGUUAAUCUUUGGCAAGUACAAAGAUGCAGUUGCUUUGUUCCAUCUGAUGGAUGGCAGCGGGAUAAAUUCAGAUGCUAACGUGCACAUGACCCUCAUUCGUCGCGCAAUCAAAUGUCGCAAGUUUGAUGAUGCGAGGCGGUUUUUCCAUGACCUACUUGUUGCGGACAUAUCAGAACAUAAACAGAAACAACGUGAAGCGGUAGUAAUUAAAUAUUUCCUUGGGAAUCCAGACAGAGCAUUUCGACUUGUGGAUCUUGAAGUGUGGUUUCCUCGGGUUAAGUUGUAUUUAGAUAUGUGA
Molecule: messenger RNA, 1059 nt
Organism: Erigeron canadensis
Lineage: Eukaryota; Viridiplantae; Streptophyta; Magnoliopsida; Asterales; Asteraceae
Product: pentatricopeptide repeat-containing protein At1g63330-like
Exons: 1
Coding region: 1-1059 (352 amino acids)
Molecular function (GO): protein binding
Source: RefSeq, a predicted model, not a curated record